AUGUCUGCUUAUUCGGUCAUUGUCUUGAAGGACUUCGUAUAUAUGCCCAUCAAGGGAACGAAAAAUCUCGAGGCAUGCGUCCAAACCGUUCGAAAUUAUUGGAAUAUAUUCACUGGGGCGUGGAAGAUGCUACACGAGCCAAGUUCCUCCGGCAGCAUUGGAACUGUCACGCAUCCCGAUAUAUAUUAA
Clonostachys rhizophaga is the source of this 189-nucleotide messenger RNA. Lineage: Eukaryota; Fungi; Ascomycota; Sordariomycetes; Hypocreales; Bionectriaceae. The record is from the annotation of a GenBank genome assembly.